Notothenia coriiceps (black rockcod) is the source of this 555-nucleotide messenger RNA. RefSeq names its product serine/threonine-protein kinase ATR-like. The record is from RefSeq and is a predicted model, not a curated record. The transcript is spliced from 3 exons. NCBI's taxonomy places the organism in Eukaryota, Metazoa, Chordata, Actinopteri, Perciformes, Nototheniidae. The annotation marks the transcript as partial.
UCCCAGGCUGGAGGACGGUUCUGAGACGGUGAAGAAGGAGCUUGCGAGGAUCAUCGGUCAGCUGAGCUGUAUCCAAUCAGAUCUCUCCCAGCUCAGUGACACCCAAACAAGGUCCACUCCUGCUCCUGAGAUCCUCUGCCACAAACUCAGCCUCGCAGCAGAGCAUGCUGGGAACACUUUGCCGUCCCUCAAGGCGACUGUUGUCAAACCUUUCCUGCCACUGCUCGAACCACAAGCUCCAAGUAGUGUUAAGCAAGCUUUCCUAGAAGCUCUGCCUCACCUCUGCCAGCACGUCAAUCUGGUUGAUGGAGACAGCGGCUCCCAGGAAGUUCUCUGCGCUCUGAUUGGUCUAAUGGAAGACUCGGAUCCAGUGGUCAGAAUACGCUUCAGCCAAUCAGUGCGUUUCCUGCUAACAGAGACCACCAGGAACUCAGAGCAGGGAUCCCUGAAUGAGCUCCUAGUGGCCCGUCUUAAAGAGGCUUUCAACAACGCUAAACUCAAGAGAGACGACGACCUGCGCAACACUCUCAUCCUCACCACUGGAGAGAUCGGCAG